CCCGAUGCACUCCCGCCCCCCGUGGCCCCGCCCCCAAGAUGGCGGGCGCGCUGCAGCUUGCACGUCCGGCCCCGGCGCCCGCCGCAGGUAGCGCAGACCUGCGUGCCGGGGGGGCCCUGAGACCCCUCAUAACCAGGUGUGGGGGACCCUGACACCCCCAUGACCAGCAGCAUUGGGGACCCCGAGGCCCCCCUGACCCAGACCAGAGCUGAUCCUGUGAACAGGAGGACCCCACUGGUGAUGCUCAUUGGCAGCAUUGGAGACAGGACGUUGUCAGCAGGCACUGUGUGUGAGUGCAGGGGGAGUGAGAACCCAGGCCCUGGCGGGGAGAGGCCUCUCCUGAUGGAGUCAGUGGCUGCUGCACUGGAUCCCAUGGUAGACAUGGCCCAGCCUUUCAGAGCCCUGGUGAAGCUGGAGGAGCAGGACCCAGGAGGUCUCCAGGCAGGAGCUGACGGGAUGAGAAAAGUCCCUCCGAUAGUCCAGGCUUGGACCUGGGGGGCAUCCUCGAGGUGGUCAGCACCACAACCAGUAAAAGUAAAGCAGCAGCUGCAGAAGGAGUCUGUCAAACGCUGGGAGAUCCGGGGACAGGAGGUGAUACAGGCCGUGCAUCCCCUUUCUGAUGCCAAGUUUCCCUCGGAGACCCCACAGCUGGCACCAGGGAAUGACCUCCCCACCCCAGAGACCUGGCGUCAACGCUUCCGGGGCAUCUGCUACUUGGAAGCCAAGGGGACACAGGAGAUUACAGCGAAUGUGAAGGUCAAGCAGGUGUCCUCUGACAAGGUGCAGCCCAGUGGGGCACUGCAGGAGCCUGGUGAUUCCCGGCUGGAGCAGCCAAAGGCCCAUCAUGUAGACAGGCCUCUUGAGGAGGCAGGACAGAGGGAAACCCUGGCACCUCAGGACGAGCCACGUCACGUCCCCAAAGAGGAGCCUCCGCCCCACCGGGAGUCAGGUGCUGGGACCCUGAGCAAAGCUGAGCCACAGUCUCUUGAGGAGGGGCCUGGGAACCUGGAGCUGCAGAAGACUUCCCCAGGGAGACUGGGGGAGAAGGACUCCUUGAGACCCGAGCCAGACCAAGUGCAGAGGGAGCAGGGCAGGCCUCCAAAGCAGGAGGAGAGCUUGGAGCUCCGGGAAGUGUUUGAGGACGUGGCCGUGUAUUUCACACGAAAGGAGUGGGAGCUGCUGGAAGAACAUGACAAGGUGCUUUACCAGGACCAGAUGCUGAGGAAUUAUGAAGCCCUCAUUUCUCUGGGAUAUGGAGGUCCCACACCUGACUUAAUCUACCGCAUGCAGCAAGGACAGGUGGAGCUCUGGGUCUGGGAUGAUGAGGACGGUGGGGAGAUCUCAAGGUCAGAGGACCUCCUGCCAUCAGAAGGUGCCUGGCUGCUGAGAAGAGCUGAGGAGCAUGCUGACAAGGAAGGGCCUGCAAACAUGGAUCCAUCAAAGAAUUUCCCAUGCUGUUUGGGUGAGAUGGACUCCCUGGGACCUGAGAAGGACCAAUGGCACAAGAGUCAGGGGAGGCCUAAAAAGCAGGAGGAGUGUCCAUCUGUGAACCAGAUACCAUCUCCUAUUGGGUGUGAAAGUGGAGAUAGGGCAGAACCCACAAACAGUCCUGGGCAGAGAAAAGAAGGUGUGGAGCUGAGCAAGCAGAAGAGCCACUGGAAAGAGACACUGCAUCCAAGCCAAGGCAGUGGGGAGGGAGUCAGAGGGAAGAGCUUCACCUUCUCCAGCCUGACCUGGCAACUGUGCCUCGAAAGAGAGAAGCUACAUCAGUGCUCUGUGUGUGGGAAGAGCUUCACCUUCUCCUUUGACCUGGCCAAGCAUCAGUGCAUCCGCACGGAGCAGAAGCCAUACGGGUGCUUGGAGUGUGGGAAGAGCUUCACACGCUCCUCCAACCUGGCACAGCACCAGUUACUCCACACUGGGGAGAAGCGACAUCCAUGCUUGGAGUGUGGGAAGAGCUUCACCCAGUGCUCCCACCUUGCCCGUUACCGGCUCAUCCACGCUGGGGAGAAGCCACAUAAGUGCCUUGAGUGUGGUAAGAGUUUCACCUUCUCUUCUGACCUGGCCCGGCACCAGCGGAUCCACACAGGGGAGAAGCCAUACCAGUGCUCAGAGUGUGGGAAGAGCUUCAACUGCUCCUCCAACUUUGCUCGGCACAAGCGCAUCCACACAGGGGAAAAGCCACAUAAGUGCCCUGAGUGUGGAAAGAGCUUCACCUGCGCCUCCCACCUGACCCAGCACCAGAUCAUCCACACAGGGGAGAAGCCACAUCAGUGCCCUGAGUGUGGGAAGAGAUUCGCCUUUUCCUCUGACCUGGCCCAGCACCAGAUCAUCCACACAGGGGAGAAGCCCUAUCAGUGUUCAGAGUGUGGGAAGAGCUUCAAUUGCUCCUCCAUCCUGGCCCAGCACCAGCGCAUCCACACAGGGGAGAAGCCACAUUUGUGCUCUGCAUGUGGGAAGAGCUUCACCUGCUCCUCUGACCUGGUGCAGCACCAGUGCAUCCAAAUGGGGGAGAAGCCACAUCAGUGCCUUGAUUGUGGGAAGAGCUUCACCUUCUCCUCUGACCUGGCCCGGCACCAGCGCAUCCACACAGGGGAGAAGCCGUAUCGGUGCUCAGAGUGUGGGAAGAGCUUUACUCGCUCCUCCCACCUGGUCUGGCACCAGCGUAUCCACACAGGGCAGAAGCCGCAUCAGUGCCCUGAGUGUGGGAAGAGCUUCAACUUUUCCUCUGACCUGGCCCAGCACCGGCGCAUCCACACAGGAGAGAAGCCGUAUCAGUGCUCUGAGUGUGAGAAGAGCUUCAACUCUUCCUCGAACCUGGCCCGGCACCAGCGCAUCCAUACAGGGGAGAAGCCAUAUCUGUGUUCGGAGUGUGGGAAGAGCUUUACCUGCUCCUCCCACCUGACCCUGCACUGGCGCAUCCACACAGGGGAGAAGCCACAUCAGUGCUCAGAGUGUGGGAAGAGCUUCACCUGCUCCUCCCACCUGACCCAGCACCGACGCAUUCACACAGGGGAGAAACCUUAUCAGUGCUCACAGUGUGGGAAGAGCUUCACCUGCUCCUCCCACCUGACCCAGCACCGGCUCAUCCAUAUGGGGGAGCAGCUGCAUCGCUGCACCAGGUGUGGGAAGAGCUUCAGGCAGCCAUCCAGCCUGGCCAGGCAUUGGUGCAUGCACACAAGGAAGAAGCCUCAUAAGUGCUCAGAGUGUGGGAAGAGCUUCACCUGCUCCACCAACCUGACCCAACAUUGGCUCAUCCACAAAGGGGAGAAGACAUAUCAGUGCUCCGAGUGUGGGAAAAGCUUCACUCACUCUUCCCGCUUGGCUCAGCACCAACGUAUCCACACAGGGGAGAAGCCACAUCAGUGCUCAGACUGUGGGAAGAGCUUCAACCUCUCUUCCAACCUGACCAGACACCGGCUCACCCACACAGGGGAGAAGCCGUAUCGGUGCUCAGAGUGUGAGAAGAGCUUCACCCAAUUUUCCCACCUGGUCCGGCACUGGCUCAUCCACACAGGGGAGAAGCCAUAUCAGUGCUCAGAGUGUGGGAAGAGCUUCAAUCAGUCCUCUUCCCUGGCUCAGCACCAACGUAUCCACACAGAAGAGAAGCCAUAUCAGUGCACGGAGUGUGGGAAGAGCUUCAACCUGUCCUCCAACCUGACCAAACACUGGCUUAUCCACACGGGGGAGAUGCCAUAUCAGUGCUCAGAGUCUGGCAAGAGCUUCACCGAAUCCUCCCACCUGGCUCAGCAGAAGGUCAGUCACACAGAAGAGAAGCCACAUUGGUGCUUGCAGUGUGGAAAGAGCUUCACCCAGUCUUCCAGCCUUGCCCGGCACCAGCUUAUCCAUACGGGGGAGAAGCCACAUCAAUGCUCAGAGUGUGGGAAGAGCUUCAAACUGUCUUCCCACCUGACCGAACAUCGGCUCAUCCACACCGGGGAGAAGCCACAUCAGUGCUCAGAGUGUGGGAAGAGUUUCACCCGAUCCUCCCACCUGGCCCGGCACAAAGUCGUUCACACAGAAGAGAAGCCACAUCGGUGCUCGGAGUGUGGGAAGAGCUUUGCCCAGUUCUCCAACCUGACCCGGCACCAGCUUAUCCACAUAGGGGAAAAGCCACAUCAGUGCUCAGAGUGUGGGAAGAGCUUCAGCCAGUUCUCCAACCUGGCCCGGCACCAGCUUGUCCACACGGGGGACAAGCCAUUUCGGUGCUCAGAGUGUGGGAAGAGCUUUGCUCACUCCUCCACCCUGUCUCAGCACCAUCUCAGCCACACAGGGGAGAAGCCACAUCAGUGCCCAGAGUGUGGGAAGAGCUUCUCCCGAUCCUCCAACCUGGCAAAGCACCAGCUUAUCCACAAAGAGAAGAAAUCACAUCAGUGCUUGGAGUGUGGGAAGUACUUUCCCCACUCCUCCAAACUGGCCCAGCACCAGUGCAUCCACAUCCAGGAGCAUCCAUAAUGCUGCCUGCAAUGCAGGGAGGGCUUGGAGACAUCUCCCUGUUGUACAGCCUCCAGUGUCUGUGUCUAGGCAAACAGCCUCAUGCUAGUGGACUGCAGCAAGAGUUCACCCAUCGUUCACCCAUUUUAGGGCAGUGCAGAACCCAAAGGGCACAGAGGCUGGUCUCCAAGUUUUGACGAGGGGGUGGGGUUAAAAGGAAACACCUCAGGCCAAGGCCAGUCCAGCUGCUGGGGGAACCUGUGAGGAGGUAAUUUUUGCAUCAUCCUUGUAGCCUGUGCCAUCCCCAUCUUUCUCUAAAAGCAGCCAGUGCCCCCAGGGGGAGAAGAAGUGCCUUUACAAUAGGGUGCCCUCCCCGAGACAACUGGCCCCAAAUGACACCCAGGGACUCACUUUGACUGACUCCCAGCUUUUUCUUCCCUCCUGCUCCCAGGGUUUUGGUACAUGAGACUUGUGAGUUGCAGGAAGGAGGACAUUUAUUGCUGGGGAAGCAUUCCCUGCCCUACACCCUGACCUUACCUUUCCUCCCCACCACAUUACCCUUCUCCCAGCCCUGCACAUGCCCACUGAGUCUGCAAGAAGCUGCUAUUGCCACCCCAUGAGCCUAGUUUAGCAGGUUUUGCUCUCAGCCCCUUGUCAGAACUCUGCACCACCAGGUGCCAGCUGCCCCCUCCCCGUCCCCCGUAUUCCUUCCCUUCGUGCCAGUCUGUAUAACAGUGUAAAGAAGUGAAGGAAAAUGCUUACACGUUUGCAGCAAGAGGAGACCCACUGUUCUUGCUGGAAUGGGCAACAACGUGAGAUGAGCAGCUGCAGGAAUUUAUGAGCAGCUCCUCAAUCAGGCUCGGCCCCAUCCACGGCAUCACAGGUAUUUCUGGCCCACUGCCAGGGCUGGGGAAGAGCAAGGAGAGCCACCGGACAAUGGGGGAAAGCCAGGGAUGCUGGCAUGCCGUUGAAGGAGCGCCGGACUGGGGAACAACAGUGGAGACAGCUCCUGAGAGUCUGGAGGGGAUCUACUAGCCUGAGCACCACCACAGAGACUGCAGUGGCAGGAAACAUGAGGAGUACCUGCCGGGAUACAUGCUGAGGGAGAGAUGCCAUUUGGAGUGCCAGCAGCACUCCUCUAAGCAUUUGUAUUUAUAUUCUCUUCUUUUUCUUUUCACUCGCCAGGUCUCAGAACCCAAGAGGCUGGGCUGCAGCCCUGGGAGCAGGAGCAGGACCCUGCACGCUGGCAGGGGAGCUGACUGCAGGCUCGCCAGGAGGUGAGCUAUUGAGGGCUGGCAGACAGACUCAUCACACCUGGGGAAAGUGGCAGGGGCUGCUGAAGCUUUUGGGUCAGAUGACAACUCAUCCAAGGUUGGGAAACACCUUAGCAAGGUGGAGGGGAUCAUUAAGACCUUUUCUUUUCCUUUGUCAUUCUCUUUAUUACUUUGGGGGGGGUUGGGCAUUUGAGAAAGACCCGCAGCCGUAAGAACUACAUUUUCCCAGGCUGAGGGAAGAAGUCCAUAGCAGCGACAACCAUCUCGGCCAAGACUUACCUGAGUUUCUUUUAUCAUUUGAGUUAUCUUCCCUUCUUUGUCCACUGAUCAAAUGGUGACCAACUGAUUGGAGGAUCGGCAUGGUAACAGCCUCUGUAAGCCAGGUUGAGGACGUGAACGGAGUGGCUGGGGUAAUGAACAGCCAAGGAUUGCCCAUUGGAAGAUGAGAGCACAACAAAUACAAUAGCAGGAUGCUAGGAUGGGAUGUAGGGGAGGUUGGAGCCCCAAAGAAGAACUGGACCAGAUACCAGACCAGAUACAUCCAGAAUUAUACGCAACAGAAGUUGGUUACCUCCCAACUAAGACAAGUUCAACAUUAAGGCACAGCAGGCAAGAAUUGGGUAACCUACGUUGAGUGUAAGAACUGGGCGAGUCGGCACCCCAAUGGCACAGUCUCACAGGGUGCAGAGCCGUCAGACCCCAUGGCCCUAUCCUAUGCUGCGCCAACAAACAUAUUCCUUGCUAAUCAAGUCCCACAACUUAACAUGGUAUCCCUGUGGUUGGUAUCUAUGUUGUUUCCAGAGUUGGGAAAUGGGAACACACCAGGGCCCAGAACCCUGUCCAGGGCAGAUAUUUCUGUGGUUUCCUAGCCCCUUCCCUUUUGAGAAGAUUCAACGCAAUCCAGGGGUUGUUUCUGACCCUCAGGAGCAGGAGCUUGUCCCCCUUGAGGCAUUAAACACAUGUCCUGCUGUGCACCAAGGACUCUGCCCUUUUGAAUGAACCUCUGGCCAGGGGGAAGUAGAGUCUCUAUUCUGGGUUAAAUGGGGCAGUAUGGGUAAAGGAGGUGCAGCCCAUGACAGGUGCUGCCUCUUCUGUGGAAGGGUGGGGAAAAUAUGAAGCCAUCGUGUGGGUGAAACGCAGCACGUUGUAAUCUCUCAUUGGGAAUAGUGGGGCUUCCAUCCUAAUGCCAAAGCCAUCUGGCUCCAUGACUGUCCCGUAGGAGCUACUCCAAGAGGUUAAUCACCCAUCCUGGGGUACACUUAUUCAUCUCCACAAUUGUCAUUUCUGCUGAUACCCCCCCAGUGUAUAAAAAUGCUCUUUUCUUUUCCCUGUAUUACAGUGUUUAAGAAAAUAACCUCAAGACUUCUGAAUGAACCUGUUUUUUGGCA
Molecule: messenger RNA, 7096 nt
Organism: Alligator mississippiensis (American alligator)
Lineage: Eukaryota; Metazoa; Chordata; Crocodylia; Alligatoridae
Product: zinc finger protein 850
Exons: 9
Coding region: 160-4455 (1431 amino acids)
Biological process (GO): negative regulation of transcription by RNA polymerase II; regulation of cytokine production; regulation of immune system process
Molecular function (GO): DNA-binding transcription repressor activity, RNA polymerase II-specific
Source: RefSeq, a predicted model, not a curated record